AUGCCUACGAGUACAGCUAGCGUUGAUACGGGGAACACCAACUACACAGAAGCCCAAGAUAGAAAGCCAGAGACUGAUUUAGACAAGCUGGAUGAAAACUUAAAGAAACUAAGUGCCACCAGCGGUCCAAGGGAGUCACAAGCUGGUGAAAAGGAUCCAGCAAAUAAGGAUACAAAAUUUGAUGUUGAUAAAGUUGAAAUUGACGAUGUGAUAGCUACUGGAGAAGAUAUUAACGUAACUUCAUUGGUAUCAGAUACCCCUACCAAGAAUUUGAACAAAAAUGUCGAAACCGAAGAAGCCAAACAGACUAACCUUGAAAUCGAAGCUGAAGACAACUCAGAAUCUGAAGUGAGCUGGUCUGCGUAUGCAGAAGAUUCACAUACUGAUGCGGGAGCCAACAUUAAGGAAGAAACGGAACUUGAAGAAAGUCCGGCUGCUGAAACUAUCGAGAAACUCCACGUUGACGAUCUAACAGGCAACACCAUCCAAGAAGAGCUUCCAAUUCUGGGAGACAACGAAACGUCAGUUUUGGCUCACAGUACGGAACACCAUGCACUUCAGGACCGGCCACCACCCUUACCCUCUCGUAAGCACAGCAACGCCCCAAAGGACAACCCACAGCCUAUUCAUGCAGUUCCUCCCCCACUGGCGGAGGAAUUGAAAUCUGAAACAUUUCGUAAUUCGGUCGCUGCGUUGAGUGCAUAUUCAGGACCACCACCUGUGCCGCCAAGAACAAGCCACAAGCGAUCUGUAAGCGCGGAUUUCGACCUGGUUUUGAGUAGGUUCCAAGAAAAUGAGGACGAGUAUAUGUCGAAGGACGAUACCACGCAAGAAAAUCUGCAAGAAGGUGCUCGAGUUUUAAAAUCAAGCUACACUGCCUUCUUAGAGACCGUGGAACCUUCUCAGGGACUCUCACCUCAGAAAGACAGUUUUGAUGAAGAGGUUCAUGAGCUAACAACUGUUGACUGGCCAUUUUGGACUCGACUUGUUAGUAAUUACGCAGAAGUGGCCAAGAAAGAUUCUGUCAAACUUGAACAAGAAAUUGCGGGUGGGAUACCGCCACAGAUUCGUGGCAUAAUCUGGCAACUUUUGUCUUCAUCAAAGUCCAAAGAGGUUGACGCCGAAUACGCAAGGCUCCAAAAACUUGAGUCUACGCACGAAAAGGCUAUAGAAAGAGAUCUUUCAAGAACGUCAUUCAUCCCCCAAGACAGAUUACGGUCAUUAUUCGAAGUCCUGAAAGCGUACUCUUUGCAUGACCCAGAAAUUGGAUAUACUCAAGGGAUGGCGUUUGUGGCCACUGCCUUGCUACUUAACGUGGAUACUGAAUCAGAAGCUUUUGGACUUUUGAUUAGCCUCAUGAUGGGUUACGGUUUAAGAGAAUUGUUUCUGCCAAACAUGCCGGGUUUACAUCUGAAACUGUAUCAGUUCGACAGACUGAUAGAGGAAAACUCGCCACUGCUUUAUAACCACCUAGCAAGACAAGGAGUCAGAUCAUCAAUGUAUGCUUCGCAAUGGUUCUUGACUUGCUUUGCUUAUCGGUUUCCGCUGUGCUUUGUCCUCAGAAUACUAGACGUUGUCUUCGUCGAGGGGCUUGAAGCAGUACUGAAGUUCGCGUCAGUACUGCUUCUCAAAAAUGAGAAAGUUCUGAUGACCUUGCAGUUCGAGCAGCUACUGGAGUUUUUGAAAAACGGUCUCUUUGAAUACUACCUCAAAACGCCCGAAGCUUCCAAAAAUGGUACCGUGCUUCGCAAGCUGAAUUCUCAAGAAGAAAAAGAAUCGCUUACAGAACAAGACUACGCUAUAAAUACGUUUGUGAAAGACGCCAUGCAUGAGAUAAUCAUCACUCCCAUAUCUCUUAGAAGAUACAUCGCGGAAUAUGAAGAGAUACAUCUAUUAGAAUCUCAGAAAGAAGCGCAAAUGGACACACUGCGUAUCAAGAACAGGCAAUUGCACAAUGAGGUCCGCAAGCUUGAGCGCGAUCACACCGUACUAAACCGGGAACACAUAAACAUUGCCAAUGAGCUGAUCGAAAAUAGGCUACAACUAGAAACCCUCCAGGAUCAAAACCAAGACCUUCAAUCGGAGGUCAAGCUGCUCAAGCUUCAACUCCGCGAGGAGGUACGGAAACAGACAUUGCCCAAUCCAGAUUCUCAAUUACCAACAGACUUGCGCGUCGAUCUGAAAGAAACUAUGGCUCGCAACCUGGAAGUCAUGAAUACCAAUCAAGAAUUACAAGAAAGAAUUGUUGAGUUAGAGCAUCAACUUUCGAGCGCGAAACGUGGAAGAUUUCAGCCUGGAACCGCUACAAAUAGUGGUAACUGGAAGUCAUUACGAAAGGUUUGGAAAUGA
Molecule: messenger RNA, 2349 nt
Organism: Lachancea lanzarotensis
Lineage: Eukaryota; Fungi; Ascomycota; Saccharomycetes; Saccharomycetales; Saccharomycetaceae
Gene: GYL1
Product: LALA0S05e07470g1_1
Exons: 1
Coding region: 1-2349 (782 amino acids)
Source: RefSeq, a predicted model, not a curated record